Messenger RNA from Rhizophagus irregularis DAOM 181602=DAOM 197198, 1029 nucleotides. RefSeq lists its product as uncharacterized. NCBI's taxonomy places the organism in Eukaryota, Fungi, Glomeromycota, Glomeromycetes, Glomerales, Glomeraceae. The record is from RefSeq and is a predicted model, not a curated record.
AUGUCCACUUCUGAAGCCGAGUUGUUAAUCCCUUAUGGAAAGUAUUUCGAAUUCUUUCCAACAAAAGUGUGGUCAUUGCAACACUUUUCUAAGAUGAUUAGUGAAUAUUAUGAAAUUAAUGAUAAAAGAGUCAUUCAUAACAUGUUUUAUAAAAUGUUGAAAAGUGUUGCAAAUGAUCAGAAUCUUACAGAAGAUGCUCGUAAUAUUGCUAAGGAACUUAUAGAAAAGAGAAUGUGUGAUACUAAAAAGCGAGACAUUGAAACUCUGGAAGCAGAGGGUUCUUCCACCUCAAAAAAAAAGAAAAUCACACAAUCGAAAUUUAUUACCCUUAAAGUCGCAUUGUCUCGUAUUCCGCCACAUAUUGCCUAUUCUCCGUACGUAACUUCCUCAAAAAGUACAACAAAAGUAGGUGGAAACCCACCGAAAAGAGUUAUGUUGUGGCAAGAUUUCUUUAAUUCGUUAAAUGUACAUCAUUUUGAUGAUGUACAACCGAAGUUUAAAGAACCACAAUUUAUGAGUAAUUUUAAAGUAACAAAUGAGGAAGUAGUUCGUCAGAUAAUAAACGUAAAUAUAUUCAUGGUAUUAAAUGAGCUUAUGCCUGACUAUGAAUAUUCCAUGAGAAAGGUUCCUGGUGAUGGCAUACCAGAUUAUACCUGCUAUUGCCUAGGUAACACUCUAAUCUUGGUAAUAGAGAUAAAGAGAGUACACAUUCUAAGUGAAAUUGGACCAGGACUACUCUCAGAUUUCUAUAAAAUGAAUCCGAGAGUAAAGAAUGUAGUACAACAAAUUUAUUAUUACAUGUCGGAGAACCAGUUGCAGUAUGGAAUCUUAUCAACAUAUGAUGAGCACUGGUUCGUUAAGAGAGAUCACCAGGACCUUUACAUCACGGAGCCUCUCCUGUUGGGAUCGACAUCACCAACAGUACUAGAGGCGUACGCGUUUCUUGCACAGCUUGCUAAAGAACGCCCUUUUCAAAACAUCCAAACAUUAUUUAAAGUAUGUUUCCAUAAAAAGUUUUUCAUGAAUUAA